CCAUGGGCAGGAUUAUCUUCUACGAGGAGAGGAACUUCCAGGGUCGGUCCUAUGACUGCAGCAGCGACUGCGCCGACAUCCACAUGCACCUGAACCGCUGCAACUCCUGCAGGGUGGAGAACGGGUGCUUCGUGGCUUACGACCACCCCAACUUCAUGGGUAACCAGGUGUUCUUGAAGAGAGGGGAGUACUCCGACUUCCAGCGCAUAGGGAGCAUGAUGGGCAUGAUGGGAAUGGCCAUGAUGGAUACUGUGCGGUCCUGUCGCAUGAUCCCCAUGCACAGGGGGCAGUUCAGGAUGAAGAUCCACGAGAGGGAGAACUACGGCGGCCAGAUGCACGAGCUGAUGGACGACUGCGAGUCCAUCCAGGAUCGCUACCUGAUGUCCGACUGCCAGUCGUGCAACGUGAUGGACGGCCACUGGCUGAUGUUCGAGCAGCCCAGCUACAAAGGCCGCAUGAUGUACGUGAGGCCGGGAGAGUACAGGAACUUCAGAGAGAUGGGAGCCAGCAACGUGACGAGAAUCAGCUCCAUCAGGCGCAUCACGGACAACUGCUGA
Molecule: messenger RNA, 557 nt
Organism: Anarrhichthys ocellatus (wolf-eel)
Lineage: Eukaryota; Metazoa; Chordata; Actinopteri; Perciformes; Anarhichadidae
Product: gamma-crystallin M3-like
Exons: 3
Coding region: 3-557 (184 amino acids)
Biological process (GO): visual perception; lens development in camera-type eye
Molecular function (GO): structural constituent of eye lens
Source: RefSeq, a predicted model, not a curated record